Molecule: messenger RNA, 3935 nt
Organism: Anopheles funestus (African malaria mosquito)
Lineage: Eukaryota; Metazoa; Arthropoda; Insecta; Diptera; Culicidae
Exons: 7
Coding region: 985-3675 (896 amino acids)
Source: RefSeq, a predicted model, not a curated record
AAACGGAAAAAAGUUAUAUAGUGGAGUUAGUCAUCUAAGCUCUGUGGACCGUUGCUCAGUUAAAUCAAGAGUAGUGCAACGUUUGAAAUGUAGUAAAAUACUGAUCCUAUCCCAACAUUUUUUGAGAAGCAUGAACAUAUCGUAUAUCUUCGUAUCAGUUUGUCCUUGUCUAAAAAUAGGUCAAUGUAGCCAUAUGAUAGGACGAUAUAACAAUAAUCCCGCUACGAUUAGUUCUGUUUUCGAUGAGUCUUUUUGCAUCACAAAACAAGGAAGGCAGAACACAAUCUGUACCAAAUAGAACAUUGCAAUUUGGAUACUAAAUUGCGACUACCUCGUGGUAGGGCGUGGCACUUUGUACUUCAGCUACUUUUCCAUUGUAGCUGUUCACUUCUGCUUCUGUGGCGUAGAAAUGAAGGGUUUGUUGUCUGUUGUCUGUCUGAUAUAUUUUCCAAAUACAGGUUUUAGAGUCUAUUAGGCGGUUGGAAAUUAUGCGAAUCUCUUCGCAUUCUAUGACGGUUGCCAUUUUACCAAUUUACACUGCAUAUAACCAGACUCAAUUCUGAAAAAAAAUGUUAGUCAGAGGGGUAAUUUUAAUUACUGAUAACAAACAUCCCCUGAUUCAUCCAUCAUCGAUCGUUUGCUUUUAUGCACCACUUCUCGGAAUCUACACGGUCGUUAGAUACUCAUGAUUCAUGACCACAGAUUUAAACGGGAACAUAAGCAAUCAGCUAAGCAAGGUUGAUAUUAGGAUGUUUAUUGGGGUGGAAGAUAUAAGGGUGGAAGAGCAGAAAAUGAACGUUCUCCACUAUCGCACCGUGGCAGGUUCAUUCCAUGAGCUUGUAUUUGUGUAUCUAAACAGGGAAAGGUGAAGAUUUUGGUGUAGUUCCAAAUGGACAGGUGAAUUUGCAGCAGGUGUAGUCACAGUUCUUACGCAGCACUUAACCGUAGUAUCGCAGGUUCGCAGUGUUGAGAUUGACCGAAACCAUGAAGAUAGCGGCGUCGGUAACGACGUGUCUGUUGGUGGCCUUUCUACUAACCAUCAACGUAGAAGCACAGGAAAAUGUCCUCACCCGGGUGGCACCGUCAAUGCUGGAGUGUUACGAGAAUGGACACAUCUUCGAGCGGGACAAUCGUCUGCCGAUGACGAUGAACAUGUUGAUUGAGCUGAUCCGGAAAGUGGAGGAUUCCCCAGGAUUUCAGCAGGACAUUCGUCAGCUGGCCAUCAGCAUGCUGCAUCGUUUCCGGCAGGACGGUAUAGUGCGUGCACCGGGAGUAUCAACCGUGUCCGGUGUGAUUCCAUUCAGUCCGACCGAGUUCCAGUUUACGAAGCAUCGCGUGCUGUUUUCCCGCUUGCUUCCAGGCAAUGCGGUCAACUUUCCGAAUGCUACCUUGAGCAUUGACGAGAGGUGUGCUCUCCAUUUUAUGCUAUCAAACUCGAUUGAUCGUCGUGUUCGUGGGGACGAGAACAUUCGCUGCUCACAGCUAUCACAAUAUCGGGCCGCUCGAGUACCACGUGAACUAGAUUUUAAGGAUCGGAGCAGACUGCGUUCAAAUUACCUCGGGGACAAUGAGAUGCUGGAGCAACCAGAAAUGGAUCGCAUACGGGAACACAUCAAGAAGAUUAAACAUAAUGCUGCGUCGGUCGCACGACUCGAGAUGGAUCCGGACGAAGAUCAGCCAGAUGACGAACCUCAGGAAGCGGCCGCGGAAGAGGAAGAACCACAAGAGGAACCCGAGGCAGCUGCAGCAGCAGAAGAAGAGGAAACGGGUGAACCACUGGAGGAAGAUGAAGCACUAGGGGAGAUUGGUGACGUGAGCCUGGUGGAUAUUGCAUCGAACGCUAUCAGUGCCUGUCCGGUGGAGAAUGGAGUGGUCUAUACACCUUGGGGCUCGGUAAUGGCCGGUACAGUGUUAGCUGGUAUUGCGGCAGGCUUGGAACCUCAAACCGUACAAUUUCGCGAUCUUGUACCACGCUCCGAUCAGUACCGUAGCCGACAGGUUCAGACGAUGGUUGUGGACAAUCGUUGGGCAGCGACGCUGUCGGGCGAUUUGGCCGAGGUUAGUUUACUGCAUGCACCAUCUGUUACAAACAAUGUGCAGGUAGGAGCAGCCGGUGCAUGGAAUCGAACUGUGGCCCCGCGUUGGUAUUUCCUGAGCCAGCGAGAAAAUUUACAAAUGACUGACACGGAGAUACGGGCCGGAAUCGACGGCUUACUGUUGGCUACAAACAUCGCCGAAUGGCGUAGCCGUGCGAACAACUUACGGUUGAGUCAGGUGUUGGACAUGUACUACUCACAACGUGGAGUGUUUAACGACACGGUGCGUUCGUGCAAUCGUCGCGAUCUCUUCACGACCGUUGCACCGAUGCAGCAGCUGCGCGCGCAGACGGUCGCAUUUAGUACGGUGCUGGAUAAGGAGAUGCAAAUGCCAUUCACCAUCACACAGGACGCCAUUAUAAAUUUCUCAGACAGAGCUACUGAUGCGCUGGCUAAUUAUAUUCCUUCCGCUCUGAACGAUCUGACGUGCGAAGCAACAGCGAUCGUAACGAACGACCAAACCGUUUGGAGAGCGGCUUCCGAUUUGUACAUUUUUGUCGAUGCUGCCUGGCCACACCGUGAUGUGUACUCCGUUGUGUCGAAUAUUCUCGAUUCGGUCGAUGUUGGUCGCUUUGGUACUAACUAUACGAUUUUGAAUGCCCGUGAUGGAAAUGUGAUCGUAAACUCAACACAGUUUCUGUCGGACUUCCAUUUGACAUACACUCCCCAGCUGCAUCAAACCCAACCGAAUGGAUUGAAUAUCCCGAAUGUGUUCCGACGACUGCGCGAGGAAACGAACAAUCUGAUGGCUGCCGAACGCCGUACCAAUAAUCUUAGUGGACGGUCGAAGAUCGCACUACUGAUUGUACAUACGGACCGUGUAAGUGAAGGUGACACCAACUUUGCCAUUCAGCAUCUGCAAAUCUUCCGCGAAGAAGUGCCGGAUCUGCGUUUCCUAUAUCUAGCAGCCGGAGAUCCUGGUCGAUUCAAUCGAUUCGUGCGUGACGAGCGGCGUGACGUGUUUCCGUUGCGUGAGCUAGAAUCCGGAUCUGUGGUGGAUACGGUGCGCGUACAGCUUACUCCCGUUAUACACCGCGUACAGCAGGAACCGAGAAGGAUAGUGAAUCCCCGCUGUGGCCAAGACUGGGUGCAGGAAAACUGGGGCUCAAACUCGAUGAACCAGUUCGUGGAACCGCGCGGUGUGAAUUUCUACCGUUUGCAUCCGAACUACUUCUUCCGAGAGGGUAACAACAGACGUCUGCGCAUCCAGGGUCACGGGUUUGCAACGCUAACAGUCUGCCAUUCCCGUUGGGUUGAACGUCCAAGACAAAAUUCAACCGAAAAUCGAGACAACAUCCAAUGCCGCACGAUUAACACCGACGCGUACGAUAUAGAUUUGUCAAACCCUUGCGAUGGUCACUCAGUGAUUCAUACCUGUCCGCCGCUGUUUGUGUCCGUGGAAGGUCCUCUGAAUCCUCCCGCCGUCAUCCGUUGCUCUGAGCCGGAAUGUCGCUUUCCGGACAAUGCGCGAUAUGCUAUCGUGCUCGACAAUAUGGGUUGCUUCAGUGGUGCUAGCAGAACGGUCAGCACACUACUGACGGCGGUCAUGGCUGCAUUGGUACUAGCACUGUUUAAGUAAACGUAAUUGCUGAGACAUUAGGCCAAGGUUUAGUUUAUUGUAAAAAUGUUUCGUUUUGACAUCUAAAGUGCCCAGCUAGUAUUAAGACACCAUCGUACAUUUCGAGCUGUAUCGUAUGGUAGCACCCAUUUCACGUCCAUAGAGAUACCAGUAAAAUGAAUGACAAUGUACAUCGAUUUACCGGUGCCGUUUUGUUGACACCGAUGACAAACAGUAAAAUAGUAUUCAUUCAAUAAAGAUAUAAUUGUUAUACGUCCAUA